Messenger RNA from Pogoniulus pusillus (Red-fronted tinkerbird), 1052 nucleotides. RefSeq names its product titin-cap (gene TCAP). The transcript is spliced from 2 exons. Gene Ontology annotation, molecular function: titin binding; titin Z domain binding; structural constituent of muscle. The coding region runs from base 286 to 690 and encodes 134 amino acids. NCBI's taxonomy places the organism in Eukaryota, Metazoa, Chordata, Aves, Piciformes, Lybiidae. Gene Ontology annotation, cellular component: Z disc. Gene Ontology annotation, biological process: skeletal muscle contraction; cardiac muscle contraction; cardiac myofibril assembly. The record is from RefSeq and is a predicted model, not a curated record.
CGUUGCCCCGGUGGGGGUGGAGGGUUCAGACCACACAACCUAGGCCUGGGCUUGCCACCGCGGGGUGCCAAGUCGCCGGCGGGCACACGGCGGGGGGGGGGGGUAAACACACACAGGGUGCCACACGUGUCCCUGGCACCACCCCCCCCCCGCCCCAGCCCGUACCCUCCCCCGAAGGAGCCCUUGGCACCCUGCUGUCCCCUGGGUGCCAGCGACACGUCCCAAAAUAGCCUGGGUGGGGGCAUAAAAGCAGGCGGGGCGGGGCGGGGGGGGGCAGAGGGCAGGAUGCUGGGGCCCAGCGCGGUGGUGCGCAGCGGGGGGCUGCUGGCCGGGGCCCGCCUGGGCUGCCGCCUGCGGGAGGAGGACGCUGGGCGCAGGGAGACCUUCAGCGCCGAGUGGUUGGACCUGGAGCUCAGCACCCGGCCCGAGAGAGGGUGGUGCCGGCGGGAGGUGGACCAGCAGCGCCGGGAGACGCUGGAGCAGUUCGGGGAGCUGCGGGUGCUGGAGCAGCGCUCGCCCUGGGGGGUGCUGCGAGUGGGCUGCGUGGGGCAGCCCCUGGCACAGCACCUCCUGCCCUACGCCCGCACCCUGCCCCUGCCCCUCUUUGCCCCCCCGGAUCUGCGCGGUGCCAAGGCAGGGCUCCGCCGCACCCUCUCCCGCUCCCUGUCCCACGAAGCACAACGAGGCUGAGAGGGGGCACUGAGGAGGGGGGCACUGGGGAGGGGGCACGACGCUGAUGCUGGAGGAGGGAGGUGGGAGGGGGCAGUGGGGAGGACUUGGAUGCUUGGAUCCACUCAAGCCACCCCCGAAGAGGCAGCUCAGGAGGGUGGGGGACAAGUGGGGCUGAGAUCCCACACGCUUGGGACCCCAGCCCACGGCGGGCAUCGAGGAGGCCGGCGGGGACGAGGUGCCAACGGGCUGGGGAGGGGCUCUUGGCAGCUCCAGCCGUGGGCACCGCUCUGUUUUCCUGGCAAAGAGAAGGAGAUGCAAGGAUGGAGAGCGCUGAGGAAACCCCCCCGGGGAUCGGACUGGACCCUGGGAGGGGGUUGUGG